This is a messenger RNA of Antrostomus carolinensis (chuck-will's-widow), 1489 nucleotides long. RefSeq names its product ELL associated factor 2 (gene EAF2). The record is from RefSeq and is a predicted model, not a curated record. The transcript is spliced from 5 exons. Bases 21 to 686 code for a protein of 221 amino acids. NCBI's taxonomy places the organism in Eukaryota, Metazoa, Chordata, Aves, Caprimulgiformes, Caprimulgidae. Gene Ontology annotation, biological process: transcription elongation by RNA polymerase II. Gene Ontology annotation, molecular function: transcription elongation factor activity. Gene Ontology annotation, cellular component: super elongation complex.
UUAAGCCUGCAUCUAUUGAUAUGUCCUGUGAAGGAGACCUGGAAGUUGGCAAAGGUGAACAGGUGACAAUAACACUGCCAAAUAUUGAGGGCUCCACUCCACCAGUGACUGUGUUCAAGGGCUCAAAGAAGCCGUACCUAAAAGAAUGUAUCUUAAUUAUCAACCACGACACUGGAGAAUGUCGCCUAGAGAAACUGAGUAGCAACAUCACUGUGAAAAAAACCAGAGCUGAAGGAAGCAGUAAAGUCCAGUCUCGCAUAGAGCAGCAACAGCAGCAAAUGCGAAAUGCAACGAAGGUUCCAAACAACGUGAAAAAUUCUCCACCAAAAGAAAAGAUAUUCCCAUCUUCUCCUCUGGAUGACAUUGAACGAGAGCUAAAAGCAGAAGCCAGUAUCAUGGACCAGCUGAGUAGCUCUGACAGUUCAUCUGACUCUAAAAGUUCUUCAUCCUCUUCAUCAAGUAGUGAAAAUAGCUCUAGUGAUUCUGAAGACGAGGAAAUGAAGCCCUCUCUUCCCAUGUCAAUGCCGUAUUUGCAGCCGCAGCCUGCUGCGUCUGCCACACCACAACAGGCUGUCCCUGACAAAGAUGCCAGUCAUAACAGAUCCCAGGAGGGCAGUGGUCAUAUGAUGAAUACACUACGAAAUGAUUUGCAGCUGAGUGAAUCUGGAAGCGAUAGUGAUGACUGAACAAAUUUUUGGCCUUAAAUGUAUCACCUAUAUUGCUAAAUAUGUCUUAGCAUCUGUUUUGCACUAAGAUUAGAUUACCAGAGACUGGAAUGAAUGUCCUCAAUUUUGAUAAUAGACAUCCUAAUUUUCUACUGACACAUCACAUCUAUAAUACAGCAGCAUUGAUAUCCUGUCAGUGCUAUGGUUAUGUGUUUAUCUUUCAAAUUACUGUAUUUACAGUAAAAUUAUAUAUGAUCUGAUUUUGAUUAUUUUUGCCUCAGCCACCUGUUUUACUUGAAACUGAUUUGUAACAGCUAGUUACUUUAUAUAAAUAGUUAUGAAAUGGAGAAUGGAGUUACGGAGAAAUUUCUGAUAUUUAUGGAGGCAAGUUUCCUUCCUAUCAUUUAAAUGCUGGGUGCUGAUCUCACAACUUGGAGGGAGUGAAAGGGAGGACAACUAAAUGAGGUCUGCUGCGUCAGCUACGCUUUUUGUUCAGUUCACAGUUCAUACCUUUAAGGAAACUGCUGAAUAAUGUGGUCCACUAGUGCAGUUACAGUUUACAAUUGUUCAACACAUUGCUGAAUUCUUAAUUUCAUUGUAUUAUAGGACUUUAUAUUUCUGAGCCUCAAGAUUCCUGAGGGAACUUGUCUAUUCUCUGCCUUUUUUAUGUAACUUGAAUAGGCUGGUCUUUAUACAACCUUUUUGUAUCUAAAUUUAGAGAACUGCAGAGACAGCAAUGAAUUUUCUUCAUUUAAUUCUGUAACGGAAAUCAGAAAAUUUCUUUGUAGGAGUAUAAAAGUAAUUUAAUAAAGCAAUAUUUAUCA